This is a messenger RNA of Nerophis lumbriciformis (worm pipefish), 1875 nucleotides long. The record is from RefSeq and is a predicted model, not a curated record. NCBI's taxonomy places the organism in Eukaryota, Metazoa, Chordata, Actinopteri, Syngnathiformes, Syngnathidae.
AUGGCGGAAAACACUCAGCCGCCGCCGUCGCCGCCGCCGCCGCCGCCGCCGCCGCCGCCGCUGCAUUGGAGGGAUGCUUCGGUUGGCUUGUUUCGGCCGGCUGCCGGCUAUUCGUCACCGAUUCACUUUGACCGCGGCUUGGAAGUGGCGCUUGCUUGCCCCCGAAGACGGGAAUCGGACGGAAGCGACGAGCCGUCCCGUCUUCGUUUUGUGUCGCUUGGGCCGGGCGGGAGCUUCAGGUGCGGACACCUGGAACGCCUUGCUAUGAAGCGUCCCUUAGGCCCGUGGGCUCCGCCGAGCUCCGAGCCGAACGCGCUCGCUGACGGCGAGGACUGCGACCGGGCGUCGUCGGGGGGCGCUCAACGAGCCAAGAAACGACGCGGCUGCACCGUGUGCGAGCUUUGCGACAUCCGGCUCAACUCGGCGGCGCAGGCGCAGAUCCAUUACAAGGGCAAGUCGCACCAGAGGAGGCUCAAGCAGAACAGCCGUGGAGGCAACAACGCAGGUACGUCGGGGCAGAGCGGGCCACUGGUGACCCCGCUACCGGUGACGGGCCGGCCGCUGCAGCCUCAGCUGGACCUCAAGCACCUGCUGCCGUUCAGACUCAACGGUUCCUCGCCGCUCAGCCUCUUCCCCAACUUCAAUACGAUGGACCCUGUUCAGAAGGCGGUGAUCAAUCACACCUUUGGCGUCCCUCAGCCCCUCAAGAAGAAACAGAUCAUCUCGUGCAACAUUUGCCACCUGCGCUUUAAUUCUACGAAUCAGGCAGAGGCGCACUACAAGGGCCACAAGCACGCACGCAAGCUCAAAGCCGCCGAGGCGCAGAAGAACAGGCAGCGGCGGUCCGGCGAGGCUCCGUCCGGCGGAAGGGAGCGAGACGGGACCAAGACGUCGGAGCUCGCUCUCGUGGACUCCGGCUCUGAGGAUGGAACGUGUCUACGGUCGGACCCGGAAGCGUCUUUCCCGGACGUCGAAAUUGAGGAGGAGAGUCCCGGUAGCUCGGCCGCUCUGACGCCGGUCCCGGGAGAGGCGAUCGUAGAGCCGGCGGCGGCCUCGCCUACGUCGUCGCAGUUCGCCGACCCGAUUUCCAACGCCGAUGCAACGGACGCCCCCGAAAGCGCGGAGGCUGGCGGGGCCGACGCGUGCGACGCCGACGGCGAGGCGCGGACCGACGAAGAAGGCAAAAAGAGCAAAGCGCACCUCCACUGUCCUGUGUGCAAAGUGACGGUGAACUCCGCCUCCCAGCUGGAAGCCCACAACAGCGGUACCAAGCACAAGCUGAUGCUGGAGGGUCAAAGCGUGCUGCCCCGUCGCCGCGGCAAGAUGGCGGCCAUUCGCGCCGGCUGUAAGAGCAAGCGCUUGGCAAGCAAAAGCAGCCUGGGCGUAUCCGCCAAGAGUUUCCAAUGCGAAGUGUGUGAGAUCUCGCUCAACUCAGAGACGCAACUCAGCCAGCACAUGAACAGCAGACGGCACAAGGAUCGAAUGGCCGGAAAACCUCCUAAGCCUAAAUUUAGCCCGCAUAGCAAGAGCCAGCAGCCCAGCUUAGCGAAUAUGCGAUGGAGCGGCUGCGCAGGCGCGGCCGUGUCGGCCAUGAAGAAAGCUUUGGGCCAGUACAGCCUCACCUCACUCUCGUCGCAGACCAAACUGGCCUUGCAGAAGCAGCUGAGCAAGAGCUUGAGCGCAGGCUUCCUGCCCGGCCCCUUAACGCCGCCCACCCUGUGCACGGUGGCCACCAACCCGCUGGCGCUGCGCCACCCCCUGGGCGCCGCCUCCGCCGCCUUCAUACAGACGCCCUUCUUGGGUCCGGCGCUUUUCCGGCCCGCGCCGGGGCCUCUGCGAGCCGCGCACGCGCCCAUCAUCUUCUCGCCCUACUAA